AUGUCAGACGAGGCAGCGGCAUUCCGCGCAGGUUUACUUCAGUGGCGCAGUGUGCAAGCUGUGAGGGAGUUAAACGAGGAUGUUGUCGACGAAUACGGCGCGAACUCAUUCAUGACGGACGACAUCGUGUUACGGGUUGUUGCUUGCGCAGCUAUGGGGAAACUGAAGACCCUCGAGCUCCUUGAGAGGGAGAUUGGGUGGGAUAUUGAUUGGGCAGCUCGUUAUAAGCCCGAUCUCCUCAGACUGGUCCACGAUUACUUCCCCCCACCAGCUCGUCUCGCAGAGGCUUCUCUGGAACCCACUCUACCUAGCGAGCCGGCAUCGUCACUUCUUCCGCCUACCCUCACUCAGCCAGACCUUGCCCAACCAUUGUCGAAACGUCGAGGGCUUCAUUGCAGCCGAUGUGGGGGUUCAGGGCAUAUGAAAACCAAUCGGAAGUGUCCCAUGUACCGACAAGAGCGGUUCAUGGAAUCGGCUGGUGAGGCGGCAUCGACGAACAAGGAGAACCUUGCUCCAUCCGAACCAACUUCCUCCUGCGAACCCAUUGCCCCGCCAGUUCAACCGAUGUCAUACUACCGAGCUAUGCCAUCUUCCGCAACAGCAAACGAAUCCUACGGAUACAAACCGCCCAUGCAGGCGCAGCCAAGUCAAAUUCCAGCCCACGCAUUCACGCCACAGUAUACGCCACAGCCCAUCGGCCACGAUAACCCUUACCGCCAUCUACUAUUACGCAUAUUAUUCUACUUCAACAUCCCUUCAUAA
Pleurotus ostreatus (oyster mushroom) is the source of this 762-nucleotide messenger RNA. RefSeq lists its product as uncharacterized. The transcript is spliced from 3 exons. Bases 1 to 762 code for a protein of 253 amino acids. The record is from RefSeq and is a predicted model, not a curated record. NCBI's taxonomy places the organism in Eukaryota, Fungi, Basidiomycota, Agaricomycetes, Agaricales, Pleurotaceae.